Molecule: messenger RNA, 1631 nt
Organism: Gamsiella multidivaricata
Lineage: Eukaryota; Fungi; Mortierellomycota; Mortierellomycetes; Mortierellales; Mortierellaceae
Exons: 2
Coding region: 196-1575 (459 amino acids)
Source: RefSeq, a predicted model, not a curated record
GUUCGAUCAAAACUGCUGUGCUGCAGGCGAAUUGUGGUCAGGGGUUGAGGUGAGGGGGAAGGCCCAUGUUUUUUCUACGCUCCAUCUGAGCGACUUCAAUGGGGAUCAUUCUUCUCAUUCAGCUCUCGCAUUUCCGCAUUCUGCAUCUCCUUACAUCCCACUCCCCACCAUGACCCAACCCCAGGCAGUAUAGUCAUGGCCGAACAACAACAUCCUGAGGAAAGACCUGCGGUCAGGCAAGAGAGAACUAGCCGGGUAUAUGAAAUUGGCAAGAGUGGUAUGGCCAGCGCUAGACAGCUUGGUGACCCAUCGUCCUCUCUAUCUGGAACUGUAGACAUGGAGAGAGCGGCUCUUCCGCACACCAUUGAUUUAGACACCCAUUUCAGGGUGCUGCACCAUCUUGGUCAAGGUGUUAUCGAAAAGUACGGACACCAUAUUCGCGUCGUUGUGAACUUGAAGGACCAAAUGGACGCCGAUAUCAUGUCCUGGUCUCAGGCAUCCAAGUUGGUGCACCUCGACAUGUGCAUAUUAGCGUCGCUCGACUUGCAUGCGCGCUUUUACGACAUUGUUCGACGAAACAGCACCAACCUCGUUUCCUUGCACUUUGCUUGCAUGCAAGAGCCAAAGCCGUUUUUGCGGGUCGAUGCACUCUCUACUGGUACCACAGCGAUUUCAAAGCUGUCUUUUCUCAGGAUCGAACGGUUUCAAAUGACUCGCGGUGAAUUCACGGUGUUGUUAAAGAUGUGCCCUCUCUUGGACACAUUGGAUAUGCGAGAGGUACCCAUUAAAGGCGACAUCGUUACGGAAGCGUUUCGGCAUCCGAGGCUACACAGCCUUGUCGCUACGAUCGCACAAAUAUUCGAAAUGGAUCCCACCAUACCCAACACACCGCCACUCGUUGUUCAUUUCCCGCGCCUCAGGACAUGGAAAAUAUUGGACCGAAUCCCAGCGGUCGUCGUCCCAAUGGAUGUCAUCAGGGAUAACAUUGGUUGGCAUUGCCCUUUACUGAGGGCUAUCCAUACUGAAACAGACGAGAAAGUAACAACAAAUCUGCUUACUCGAGCCUUUUACGGACUGGCCGAAAUCCGAAUCGACUUUUAUUCCUUCUCACUAGAUGAGAUUAUGGCUGUGCGAAGUCAUCGAAGUACACUGGAGUCUGUUGGCACCAUUCUUCCGCAUAAUUUCUCUUACGAUGUAGCUAAUGUCGGGCGGACGUACGAUCGUCUCCAGGGAUACAACUGCUAUAUUCAAGAGUUACUGCGGUGCUGCACUCGACUACGAACCAUCAGCUUCCCUUUAGAGGGGAUGGAUAUCAACGAGAUCGAGAAGGCCCAAUGGCCGUGCAAGGACUUGGAGAUACUCCAGAUUAGGAUCCGUGGCCUGGAUACCAAAGAAACCAUCGAUCGCACGACCGAUUUCUGGAUGGACAAAAGAGCUGAGAGCAGGAGGCCAUCAUCAAGAAAGAAAGAGGCCACACUGAAGCAUGGCUCCAUUGAAGAACGAGUAGCCCGACACCUUUUGCAGUUCGAUAGCCUGAAGGAGGUCUGGCUUGGGCACAAGAUCAGGAGAUUGUAGAUGAACCGCACCCUCUUUUUUUUUUUUUUUGCAGUCCAAUAAAUGAUAACCAUUUU